Molecule: messenger RNA, 2139 nt
Organism: Entamoeba dispar SAW760
Lineage: Eukaryota; Evosea; Mastigamoebida; Endamoebidae
Exons: 1
Coding region: 1-2139 (712 amino acids)
Source: RefSeq, a predicted model, not a curated record
AUGAAACCAAGAAUGAUAACAAUGAUAAUUGAUAUUGAAUAUGAUGACAUGGAUGUGUAUUUGUAUGAUGGAAAUGAAUAUGAAAGAAUUGAUAAAAUGAAAUAUUUAAAAGAAGAAGAAAAGAAAAUAAUUGAAGAAAUCAUUUCCAAUGAUGAGAAGAAUGUGAAAAUUAGAAAAGAAAAUAUUAAAGGAGUAGAAAUGAUGAUUAAACCAGAAAGUAAAUUAUCAAUGAUAUUCAAUAAUAUUAAGAAAGAAGUAGAAAAGAAAGGAGAAAAUGAAAGAACAAUCAUUUGUAUUCCUAAUGGAACAAGUCAAGGAAAUGAAAGAAGAAUAGAAAAUUCAACAAAACUGGGAAGAUUAAACAAUGUACAAAUCAUACGGAAAUAUCAUAUAAUUGAAAGAAUACUUUCAGAAGAAUAUAACAUAGAAACACCAAUUCUUAUCAUAGAAAAUACAGAAAUAACAUAUGGAAAUAUUAAAAAAGAAAACGAUAAGAUAAGAAUAAGAAUAAUAAAUACUAUAAGAACAAACAAUACAACAGAAGAAAAUAAAGAAAUCAAUAGAAUAAUAACAGAAGAAAAAGAAGAGAAAGGGAUAAUAAUAAAUAAUAAAAUAAAACAAGAAAACAAAAUAAACACAAAAAGAUGGAGAUAUAAAGAAAUCAACAAAGAAACAUAUAUUAAAACAAUAAUAGAAAAGAUAGAACAAGAAGAAGAAUAUUCAGAAUAUUCAUCAGAAAGAGAAAUGAUAAUAAAUAUCAAAAGAAUAAUAUACAAUAAUAAAAUCAAUAAAAGAAUAAUUAGAAAAAGAAGAAUAGGAUAUAAUGAAAUAAUGAUAACAUCAAUGUAUUUUAAUGAUAUUAAUGAUUUUAUUAAUUUAGAAAUAGGAAUUAAAAGAUUUCAAGGAAAUAUGGAACGAUUUCAUUUUAAUCCAAUUCCAUUAAAUGAAUAUUCAAGAAGAUUCUUUCCUAAUAUUGAAACAUUUCAUAUUUAUAAUAAAAAUGAUGAAAUAUUUAAUGAUGGAAUAAUAUUUAAAGAAGUAAUAUGGUAUCCAGUAAGUUAUUUAACAUAUUUAAAAGAGAAAGAAGCAGGAAAUAUCUAUAAAAAUAUAGAAUAUACAAAAUCAGAUAGAAAAUCAUAUGGAAAUACAAUACCACCAGAAGUUAAAUCACUUGGAGAUGAAUGUUUUAAUAGAUGUACAUCAUUAAAAUCAAUUAAUAUUCCAAUAACUAUUAAAGAAAUAGGAAAUAAUUGUUUUUAUGAAUGUUCAUUAUUAAUAUCAAUUAAUAUACCAUCAUCGAUUAUUAAAAUAGGAGAUUAUUGUUUUUAUGAAUGUACAUCAUUAAUAUCAAUUAAUAUACCAUCAUCUGUUAGUAAAAUAGGAAAUUAUUGUUUUUAUGGAUGUUCAUCAUUAGAAUCAAUUAAUAUACCAUCAUCAAUUAUUAAAAUAGGAGAUUAUUGUUUUUAUGGAUGUUCAUCAUUAAUAUCAAUUAAUAUACCAUCAUCUGUUAGUAAAAUAGGAAAUUAUUGUUUUUAUGAAUGUACAUCAUUAAUAUCAAUUAAUAUACCAUCAUCGAUUAUUAAAUUAGGAGAUUAUUGUUUUUAUGAAUGUACAUCAUUAGAAUCAAUUAAUAUACCAUCAUCUGUUAGUAAGAUAGGAAAUGGAUGUUUUUAUGGAUGUUCAUCAUUAGAAUCAAUUAAUAUACCAUCAUCAAUUAUUAAAAUAGGAGAUUAUUGUUUUUAUGGAUGUACAUCAUUAGAAUCAAUUAAUAUACCAUCAUCUGUUAGUAAGAUAGGAAAUAAUUGUUUUUAUGGAUGUUCAUCAUUAGAAUCAAUUAAUAUACCAUCAUCAAUUAUUAAAAUAGGAGAUUAUUGUUUUUAUGGAUGUUCAUUAUUAAUAUCAAUUAAUAUACCAUCAUCGAUUAUUAAAUUAGGAGAUUAUUGUUUUUAUGAAUGUACAUCAUUAGAAUCAAUUAAUAUACCAUCAUCUGUUAGUAAGAUAGGAAAUGGAUGUUUUUCUAGAUGUUCAUUAUUAACAUCAAUUAAUAUACCAUCAUCAAUUAGUGAAAUAGGAAAUUAUUGUUUUUAUGGAUGCUCAUCAUUACAAUUAAUUAAUAUACCAUCAUCAAUUAUAAAAUAG